GCGUGAGUGUAUAUGAGAGGGGCGCGCGGCGGAGCAGCGGGUGCCGGGCGGCAGGGAUGGCCGAGAAACGGAGGGGCUCGCCUUUCAGCAUGCUGAGCCUCAAGGCACACGCCUUCUCGGUGGAGGCGCUGAUCGGCGCUGAGAAACAGCAGCAGCUUCAGAAGAAGCGCAGGAAGCUGGGUUCUGAAGAGGCGAUUGGAUCCUCGGACGACGGGGGCUGUAGCCGUGGCGGCAGUGCCGGAGAAAAGAGCUGCUCGGACAGAGACGAAGGCGCAGCGCUUUCGCCGCCAGCCGGGCCGUUGUCCGGGCCCGCCCGGAGCUGCGCAGACCUGGAGCGGAGCUGCGGCUCCCGCGGAGCCCCGGGCGGCUCUGAAGAUGGCUUCCUGCAGGGCACUUCCCCUCUGACAUCCCCAGGAGCCUCCCCGAAGGGAUCCCCCGCCCCCGCCCUGGCCCGGCCUGGGACCCCGAUGCCCUCGCCGCAGGCCCCCCGGGUGGAUCUGCAAGGAGCGGAGCUCUGGAAGCGCUUCCACGAGAUAGGCACUGAGAUGAUCAUCACCAAGGCGGGCAGGCGCAUGUUUCCAGCAAUGAGAGUGAAAAUCUCAGGAUUAGACCCUCACCAGCAGUAUUACAUUGCCAUGGAUAUUGUGCCAGUGGAUAAUAAAAGAUACAGGUACGUUUACCACAGCUCUAAAUGGAUGGUUGCAGGUAAUGCUGACUCCCCUGUGCCACCUCGUGUAUACAUUCACCCAGACUCACCUGCCUCGGGGGAAACAUGGAUGAGACAAGUCAUAAGCUUUGACAAGCUGAAGCUCACCAACAAUGAACUGGAUGACCAAGGCCAUAUUAUUCUUCAUUCUAUGCAUAAAUACCAACCUCGAGUGCAUGUCAUCCGCAAAGACUGUGGGGAUGACCUUUCUCCCAUCAAGCCUGUGCCUGCUGGGGAUGGAGUGAAGGCGUUCUCCUUCCCAGAGACUGUCUUUACAACUGUCACUGCCUAUCAGAAUCAGCAGAUUACUCGCCUAAAGAUAGAUAGAAAUCCAUUUGCCAAAGGCUUCCGAGACUCUGGGCGUAACAGAAUGGGUUUGGAAGCCUUGGUGGAGUCUUAUGCAUUUUGGAGACCUUCACUACGGACUCUUACUUUUGAAGAUAUCCCAGGAAUUCCCAAGCAAGGAAAUGCAGGUUCCUCCACCUUACUCCAAAGUUCUGGGAGUGGUGUUCCUGCCACCCACCCUCACCUCUUGCCUGGCUCCCCUUGCUCUUCUCCUGCCUUCCAUCUGGGGCCCAACACCAGCCAGCUGUGCAGUCUUUCCCCAGCUGACUACUCUGCAUGUGCCCGCUCGGGCCUGACCCUCAACCGGUACAGCACCUCUUUGGCAGAGACCUACAACAGGCUUACCAGCCAGACCAGCGAGACAUUCGCCCCGCCCAGGACUCCCUCGUACGUGGGUGUGAGCAGUAGUGCCUCAGUGAACAUGUCCAUGAGUGGCAGCGAUGGGGAUGCCUUCAGCUGCCCACAAACCAGCUUGUCUAUGCAGAUUUCGGGGAUGUCCCCCCAGCUUCAGUACAUCAUGCCUUCACCAUCCAGCAACGCCUUUGCUACUAACCAAACCCAUCAGGGUUCUUAUAACACAUUCAGGCUACACAGUCCAUGUGCCUUAUAUGGGUAUAACUUCUCAACAUCCCCUAAACUGGCUGCCAGUCCUGAGAAAAUUGUUUCUUCCCAAGGAAGUUUCUUGGGGUCCUCACCAAGUGGAACCAUGACUGAUCGGCAGAUGUUACCCCCUGUGGAAGGAGUGCACUUGCUUAGCAGUGGGGGUCAGCAGAAUUUCUUUGACUCGAGGACUCUAGGAAGCUUGACUCUGUCGUCAUCUCAAGUGUCUGCACAUAUGGUCUGAUGAAGCCUUUAAGUUCAACUACAUUUGAAUUUGUCCAAUGUAUUUUCUUUUUUCCUUUUCCAUUUUUUUUUAAAUUAAUUGUAGAAGAGACUUUCUCUGG
Messenger RNA from Elephantulus edwardii (Cape elephant shrew), 1995 nucleotides. It is a transcript of the gene TBX18, whose product is annotated as T-box 18. Bases 57 to 1895 code for a protein of 612 amino acids. Gene Ontology annotation, biological process: positive regulation of DNA-templated transcription; somitogenesis; morphogenesis of embryonic epithelium. The transcript is spliced from 8 exons. Gene Ontology annotation, molecular function: RNA polymerase II cis-regulatory region sequence-specific DNA binding; DNA-binding transcription factor activity, RNA polymerase II-specific. Gene Ontology annotation, cellular component: nucleus. Lineage: Eukaryota; Metazoa; Chordata; Mammalia; Macroscelidea; Macroscelididae. The record is from RefSeq and is a predicted model, not a curated record.